Colossoma macropomum (tambaqui) is the source of this 3371-nucleotide messenger RNA. It is a transcript of the gene hinfp, whose product is annotated as histone H4 transcription factor. Gene Ontology annotation, biological process: anatomical structure development; regulation of transcription by RNA polymerase II. The record is from RefSeq and is a predicted model, not a curated record. Gene Ontology annotation, molecular function: RNA polymerase II cis-regulatory region sequence-specific DNA binding; DNA-binding transcription factor activity, RNA polymerase II-specific. Lineage: Eukaryota; Metazoa; Chordata; Actinopteri; Characiformes; Serrasalmidae. Bases 150 to 1619 code for a protein of 489 amino acids. The transcript is spliced from 10 exons.
GAGAGAGACCUGUUUUGAUUGGCUGCUCCGCGAAGGGGCGGAGUUUAGGCGAUUCGUUUGUUUUUGUGGGAAACAGCAGCGCGGAGGAAAUGUCAAAAACAGGAGCACAAGAUACUUGGCCAAGUUUAACGUUCAGUUAAUCUCGCGUUAUGGCCCCUCCGGGCAAACGUGCACCACGCCGUGAGGAGUUCACUUUGGAGCUUGCAUGUGAGUGGGGCACGUGCCAGGAGACGUUUGGGGGGAUGGAGGAGUUCUGUCAGCAUGUGGAAGAACAUUACAAAGCGAUGGAGAGGGACAGCCCUGAUAUACCAGAAGAGGUGUACAGCUGUCUGUGGCAGGACUGUGGCUUCUGCUCUGUGGAACUGGACGGAGAGUUGCUGAGGCAUAUGUUUUUCCACUGCUACCAUGCCAAGCUGAAGCAAUGGGGAUUAGCCGUCCUUAAGGGCCACCCGGACAUGGGCACCUGUUCAGUGGGUCACCAAAACCGCAACAUUGUGCCAGAGGUCCAGGACAGCUUCCUCUGCCUGUGGGAGCACUGUGAGACAAACAUGGACAACCCAGAGUGGUUCUACAGGCAUGUGGAGAUGCAUGCACACUGUCUGGAAGCCAAUGAGGAGAGCGUACUGUCCUGCGGCUGGAAAGAUUGUGAGGCGUCGUUUAAAGGCCGGUUUAAGUUACGGGAACACAUGCGCAGUCACACUCAGGAGAAACUGGUGGCGUGUCCAACCUGCGGAGGAAUGUUUGCCAACAACACCAAAUUUUUUGACCAUAUCCGACGGCAGACCUCCAUUGAAGGUCAAAGGUUUCAGUGCUCUCACUGCUCAAAGCGCUUUGCCACAGAGAGGCUACUGAGGGACCACAUGAGGAAUCACGUGAACCAUUACAAAUGUCCGUUGUGCGAUAUGACAUGCCCCUCGCCAUCCUCGCUAAGGAACCACAUCAAGUUCCGCCACAGCAACGAGAAACCCUACAGCUGUGACUACUGCGAGUACAGCUGUAAGAAUCUCAUAGAUCUGCGGAAGCAUCUGGAAACACACAGCAGUGAGCCGGCCUAUCGAUGUGACUUUUCUGACUGUGAAUACUCCACCCGCUCCCUGCACUCCAUCAAAAGCCACUACAAACGUAUACACGAGGGAGAUUACACUCCUCGUUAUAAGUGCCAUGUGUGUGAGCAGUGCUUCACCAGAGGGAAUAACCUCACUGCGCAUCUACGCAAGAAGCACCAGUUCAAAUGGCCUUCAGGGCAUCCCAGGUUCAGGUAUAAAGAGCAUGAGGACGGCUUUAUGAGGCUGCAACUGAUCCGCUAUGAGAGCGUGGAGCUGACAGAGCAGCUGAUGCGGGAGCGGCAGGGCGAGGGACACAGCAGUGAGUCCGUUCCCCAAACGCAGGGCCUCCAGCCUGGGGAAGAUUCGGAGGAAGUUAGCAGUGCAGACAGACGCUCUGAAAUGGAGAUGAGAGAGGAGGGAAGGAGAGACUGCGGAACGCAGGAGGUGCAUGUAGAAAACAUGCCGCUCAUGCUCACAAGCAGAGCUCCCUCAGAGACGGAGGCAACAAGGGAGGAGUCAGUCAUGCGACAACUGCAGGACACUGCCCAGCAGCUAGGCAUGGAGGUGGUUUAAUGUUCCGUCCCAAAACACGUACAGUUUUUGAAAGCCAAUGUGCUUUUGUGUCUUUUGAAAUAGGGGACCCACUCAAGACCAGAGGUACUCUACUGUGGUCGUGUUGCCUCUUAUGCACUUAUAGAGUGGAGAUGGUGUGGACUAAGCCUAUAUCAAGAAUGUUUUUGAGAAUGAAGUGAGGGUGUAUGUGUGUAAGUGUAUGAGUGAGUGAAUGUAAAGGAGAGAGAGGUUCUACUGAACAAGCUUGAUUUCUAGGCCGGAAGGAGAACGUAACAUUCUGCAAGAGGUUUAGCACAUUGUACAGUUUUUUACAACGUUUUGUUUUGCUUGCUAAAGGGAUAUUAAUGGGAAGUUGCUACUGAAGAACUUAAAAUAUGUUAUAAAUACCCUUGCUUUUAUUUAUUGAUUUUUCUUUUUACUUGAAUUACGAUAAGUUUACUGUCUGCUUCAAAAACACCAUCAAAAUACCAUGUUAAAUAAUGUCGGUGUCAUAAGAAAACCUUUUAAUAUCUGUUUAUGUAACUUAAGCUUGAAAAGUUUGCUUUUCAGAAUUUCUUUCGGUCUGUCAUAGAAUGUUCACACAGUGGGGGAGGGAAACAAAACAAAGGUUUUCUUAUGACAGAAUGUUUUCUUACGAUAGUUGGCCCUUUAACAUCAUAUACUCUAUAUGUUUCAUCUUAAUGGGUAAUUUCCUAAGAUUUUUCUGAAUUUCUGCACUGCUCAAUCGUUGAUAUGUUGACAGUCAUUCAGAGUGUUUUGAUGUGAAAGUGCAUUGUAGUGAAACUCACUGACAAUGUUAGUGAAAUGAAACAGGGGUUACACUGUCUGCAGAAUAAAUAUAGCCAUUUUAUUUAGUAUCCAAAAUGACCAGUAAACCUACACAUGUCCUCUGAGUUUCUAUAUGUAAUUUUGAUUAUGAUAAAAUUUAGAUACUAUCUUGCCUCACAAUGCCCUGUGUGUAGCUUUCCCCCGUGGGUGUAUUUGCAAAAACAGGCCAAAUCUGUCGUAAAACAUUAUCUCAUCUUGCAGUGUAUUCACAACUUUCAUGUGAUGUAGAUUUUAGAAGCACCAGUCACUUCAGAUGUCUGGAUCUCAUCACCAUCAACUGUGAAAAGUUCUGACUUUGUUUACAUCUUAAAGAUUGACUAUGCAGAAAUUUUCAGUGGAAUUCCCCUUUAAGAUAAUUCUGUUUUUUUGAUUUGGCGUGUUUAUUGCAUAAUGCUCUUCUGACUUCUGUGCAAAAAUCUUCUGCUUCAUGCCUUUGGGUCUUAUUAGGCUUGUUUACAUUACCUGGGUCUUGGCUUAGCCUACAUGCUACUACAGUGGACCAUGUUUUUCUACACUUAAAAAAACUGAAUAAUAUCAAGGUUUUUUUUUUUUUUAGUAACAUUCUGAAAUAGUUCACUGAUAUGUGCAUUACAGCAGUUGUGGGUCACUCCAGCAGCCACUGAUAAUAUUUCUAGUGCUGAAAUUAAAACAUAGCACACAUUCUGGUCCAAGUGGAAUAAUAAAGUGUAAUAUUACAAAUCGGUGCUGGUUUGAUGAAAUUGAAAUUAAAUAAAUUAUGGUAAUAAAUAAAGAAGGAAGCUUUUGCAUUGUUGUUCGGUAUAAAAAUAAUCAAACUGUUAUUGAUAUUGACUUAAAGAAGCUAAAAUUUCUGUUAACUUAUAGUAUGGAGCAAAUUUUAGAUGACAAACAUCAAAUAGUUCAAUCAAAGAGUCAGCUGUCACCCGGUUGUCAGUUGUCUUACAU